Messenger RNA from Acipenser ruthenus (sterlet), 2148 nucleotides. Its product is annotated as oligodendrocyte-myelin glycoprotein-like. The record is from RefSeq and is a predicted model, not a curated record. Gene Ontology annotation, molecular function: protein binding. The transcript is spliced from 2 exons. Bases 304 to 1539 code for a protein of 411 amino acids. Lineage: Eukaryota; Metazoa; Chordata; Actinopteri; Acipenseriformes; Acipenseridae. Gene Ontology annotation, biological process: neuron projection regeneration.
CACUGCUGCAGUGAUCCCGCUCCACAGACAAGUGCUGGAAAUGCAGAUCAGGAGUCUGCAGCAGCAACAGCAGCAAGAGCAGAAGCAGCCCCUCCAUUAACACACACACACACACACACACCGCCAUGCAGCUGGAAAAGCACAGAGACACAGCCAGGAACACCAACACCGAAUGCUAACAAGCAGGAGAGAAGGGAAAAACGACAGAGGAUUCAAGACGGAGGAUUCUUAACAGAUUGAGAAGAGAAUAAUACACUAUCCCUGUUGCUGCAGAGAGAGAGAGAGAGAGAGGAUUGUGAACUGAUGGAGAAGCGAAGUACAAUGCUGAGGUCCCCUGUGCUGGAGCUCGCCUGCUUGCUGGUCCUGCUGCUCAUGGGGGAGGUCCUGUCCAUCUGCCCCCAGACCUGCUUGUGCAGCAGAAGCCACCGGGAGGUGGACUGCUCCGGGAGGAACCUGAGUGAACUCCCCGAUGGGCUCCAACACAACAUCCACACCUUGAACCUCUCCUACAACAGCCUGGUGGAGCUGCACUACCUGCUGACCCGCUUCGCCCACCUGCGCACCCUGGACAUCUCCUACAACCUGCUCACAGACUUCCCAGCCAGCCUGCCCAGAGCCCUCUGGGAGAUCUACGCCUCGGGCAACGGCAUAAGGCUCUUGGACAAGAACGACACGGCUUACCACUGGAACCUCAAAGCCCUGGACCUGUCCGGGAACCAGCUGGAGAGGGUGGUGUUCAUCAACAACACCCUGCCCAACCUGAGAUCGCUCAACCUGAGUGGCAACAAGUUCUGGACGGUGCCCACCAACAUGCCGUCCAACCUGCAAACCGUGGAUUUAUCCAACAACUACCUGGUGCAAAUCCUUCCGGCUACACUGGACAGGCUGCCAGACCUCGCCUAUUUCUACUUGCAUAACAACAGGUUCAGCUCUGUGAGCGAUCGGGCUUUCAGCAAACUGAGCGGCCUGAAGCUGAUCACUCUGAACGACAACCCCUGGGUGUGCGAGGAGGAGCAGAACAUCUCGUACCUGCUGAGCUGGGUGAAGCAGACUCCCGCCCGCGUCAUCGGCUGCCCGUGCUAUACCAGGCACGUGUGCGGCCGAGCACAGGGCGACAAGCCGCCGGCCCGGCUGACCACAAACGGAGGCUGGCACUUCGCUUCGUACACGCAGUCCAGCGUGACUGCCGGCAGCGGCAGGGUUUACGGGAGGCCAAUGCCAGCUGUGACAGAGAGUUACGCUUCCAAGUCUGCGGCGGUGCUGCUGAACCCACCGUCCAACAGGACCUCCUGGCACGGCUCGGCCGCCGAUCCUCCCGUAUUUAAAAUCCGCUUCCCCUUGACUUCCACCGCGCUCUCGACCGUUAAAACAUCAGAUCUACCAACGAGCACAACUCCCAGCUCCACCACAAGCACUGUCAGGAAAACGGCGAGCGUUAUCCGAAGCACAAGCACCAGCACGGGCUCCACAGCCAACGCCCUCAGGGCUGCUGCCGUUAACCUUUUACUUUCAACGCUGGCGAUGAUGACAGGCAUCUGAAAACAACUCCUUUUAAAAUAACACACAACAUAAGAGAAAACAUUUUGUUACGUUUCCAACGUUUUUAAAUACUGAUUGCAUUCUCGUGUUCUCUAGUGAAUGUGUACUCGCAAACCAGAUCAAAAUGCUUAAAAAAAAGUGCUUUCCUGCCUUCUGCAAUAUACAGUACUACUAUUGUAUGGCUAUAUUGUGCACACAUUUUAACAUGCGCACUAAAAUGCUAUUUUCUCUCGCUCUGUACUUUGCUUGUUCCUUAAUGGAUACUGCAUUUUAUGACUUCUUAAAUGUGAAACGAAUGAAGAAAUAUGUUUGCAAUGUUUUUGGCUUACAGGCGUCAUCAGGAUGUAUAUUGAGCAUUUUUUUUUUAAAACUUUAGCAUUUUAAACAAUUUCAAUUUAAUCAACUGUUUACUACUGGUUGGCAAUACAAGAAGUUGAAAAAUGGCUUUUUUUUUGGUUUGGAAGUUUCUAGCAAAGACAUUAAUAAAGAAAUGACAGCUCAAGUUUAAAGUAAUGUUAUUAAAAGGUUUUAAAUCUGUCUGCAUGCAGCACCCACAUAACCUUGCUCUCCUCUGAAAUGUUGACUCCCUGAAUUUAAAAAAAAAAAAGU